UGUAUCACCCUGUUCAUUUCGAUAAAUGUCUUAAAAAAUGUCCAAACGCGUUGUUUGUAGUAAUCACAGUCUGCUCACCAGUGUUGUAUAACGUGUAACGACUGUGCAAUCAACAAAGGGCUUUGGCUUAUUUACAAUGGCAGACAAAGCGAAACCAAUUAAUGACAGCAGUUGCAAUCCGUCAAGUUCUGCAAAUGUAGAUAGUACGCCGCUAUUCCCAGCUACUAAGGCUGGUAAACCGGCCGAUUAUGGCACAAACAACACGUUGGAGCUCUUGGAGCGUAUACCCAGUCAAAUAGUCGAUCUCAAACUGGAUGAAGUUCUCACUGCCGUGAAAACAGUGGAUAACCUGUGCGAUUACCCACGCUGCAAAACCAAAACAAGUCUAAUGGGCCAAGACUGCGAGCACUGCAACAAGCGAUACUGCUUCAAGCACGGUCUGCCCGAGGUGCACGGUUGCGGCUUGGAGAAACGACGAGAGGCCCGUAAAGAAUUUCUGCAUCCCAAGCCAUUAAAGACUAUACGACAUGAGGAGGAGCUUAAGAAUGCUAAAAAGAAGCUUAAUGAAAAGCUAAAGAACAUGCAAGUGGGUCGCAUGCAGAAAUCAGGUGGCAGUGACAAAAAGAAAAAAUAGAUUUGCGCCCAAUUGCGUAGGUUAACUCUAUAAUGUAAAUUAAAAAUUUCUAGUUUAAUUCUCUGAAUACACAUACAUAACAAGUUAA
Drosophila montana is the source of this 722-nucleotide messenger RNA. RefSeq names its product DNA-binding protein SMUBP-2. The record is from RefSeq and is a predicted model, not a curated record. The transcript is spliced from 2 exons. Gene Ontology annotation, molecular function: zinc ion binding. The coding region runs from base 137 to 634 and encodes 165 amino acids. NCBI's taxonomy places the organism in Eukaryota, Metazoa, Arthropoda, Insecta, Diptera, Drosophilidae.